This is a messenger RNA of Helianthus annuus (common sunflower), 885 nucleotides long. Its product is annotated as probable xyloglucan endotransglucosylase/hydrolase protein 28. The transcript is spliced from 2 exons. Gene Ontology annotation, molecular function: hydrolase activity, hydrolyzing O-glycosyl compounds; xyloglucan:xyloglucosyl transferase activity. The coding region runs from base 1 to 681 and encodes 226 amino acids. Gene Ontology annotation, biological process: glucan metabolic process. Gene Ontology annotation, cellular component: cell wall; apoplast. Lineage: Eukaryota; Viridiplantae; Streptophyta; Magnoliopsida; Asterales; Asteraceae. The record is from RefSeq and is a predicted model, not a curated record.
AUGGCAGAGAUAGUGCCCAUUGAUGAUGAUAAAGCUACUGUGGGAGAUACUGAAGUGAAAGUCGAUGCUGAAGUGAAGGUGGAGAGUAAAGCUGCAGAAGAGAAGGAUGAUCAGACACCGGUUGCUGAAGAGGAAAAGCAAAAGUCUGAACUUGAAAGGGAAGCUGAAGAAAAAGAUGCUAAUUUUAAUUUUCGGUUCAGAUUCUAUGUUGAUGAUGUUCCGAUAAGAGAGAUCAAAAGAACCGAAUCAAUGGGUGGGGAUUACCCAUCAAAACCAAUGACUUUAUACGCGACAAUAUGGGACGCUUCCGAGUGGGCUACAAAUGGCGGAAAGUACAAGGUUAAUUACAAAUACGCCCCUUACAUCGCUGAGUUUUCCAACUUUGUUCUCCACGGAUGCACCGCAGACCCCCUCACGUUGCUCAAAUGCGACGACGCAUCAAACGCCAACGUAAUCCCAAAGGGUAUCACGACCUCACAAAGGGCGAAAAUGGAAGGUUUUAGAAAGAAACACAUGCAAUAUUCAUAUUGUUAUGACAAAAUAAGGUACAAAACGCCACCUUCCGAGUGUGUGAUUAACCUGAAAGAAGCAGAGAGGUUGAAGAAGUUUGAUCCUGUGACGUUUGGUGGCGGUCGGGGUCACCACCAUGGGAAGAGACACUGCCGUGCGGUGGCGAUUUAAGCAUGGUGGUUGGUUCUCUUAUUAUGUUACUAUCAUUUUCUUUUUCUUUUUUUUUUUUUAAGUUUCUUAUUUUGUUGAUCAUCUUUGAUCUUUUUUUUUUUUUUGGGUUAAUUUUUAUGUGAAUAGAGGACAAUGGUGGGAAAGCAUAUAAUUUGUUUGUGAUGAUGAUUAUGUGGAGAAAUAUGAGAUUUUGGUUGAUGAAUA